This is a messenger RNA of Aegilops tauschii subsp. strangulata, 4146 nucleotides long. RefSeq lists its product as uncharacterized. Gene Ontology annotation, cellular component: nucleus. Gene Ontology annotation, molecular function: histone binding; chromatin binding; RNA polymerase II transcription regulatory region sequence-specific DNA binding. Gene Ontology annotation, biological process: positive regulation of transcription by RNA polymerase II. NCBI's taxonomy places the organism in Eukaryota, Viridiplantae, Streptophyta, Magnoliopsida, Poales, Poaceae. The record is from RefSeq and is a predicted model, not a curated record.
GAAUAAACAAACUAGACGGGCUCCUCCUCUCCUUCCUUCCUCCCUUCGUCUCCUCCGAUCCAUCCAUCCAAACCCUAGCCGAUCCAUCCCUCCCCGGCCGCCCGAUCCCGCCGCCGAUCGGCCCAUGACCGCCGCCUCCACCGGCGGCGGCGACGGCGGAGGUGGAGGCGGGGGCGCGUCCUCCCCGGCGGCGCCGCGGGCCAUGAAGCGCGAGCUGGCCUUCGCGCUGCAGUCCCUCUCGGAGAUCACCGCCUCCCCCGGCCGCACCCGCUCCGGCCGCUCCCUCCUCGCCUCCCCCGCUCUCCCCUCCUCGCCCGCCAAGCGCCGGAAGACCACCGCCAGAUCCGACCCCCCGCCCCUGGAUCUGGUCUCCCCGCCCACCCCGCCCCUCGACGCCGAGGCGCCCAAGGCCGCCCUCCACCACGCCGCCGAUGGGCUGCCCCUCGACGCCCUGCUGCCGCCCGAGGUAGCUUCGGUCUUGGAUGCGGAGGUGCUGCCCGAGGUGCCGCCCUUGGAUGCAGAGCUACUGCCCCUGCCUGCCACCGAUGGGUUGCCCCUCGAUGCUGCCCUGGUGCCCGCCGAGGUAGCCAGCCAAGAUGCUGCCCCGCCGCCGCCCAAGGUCAGCCACAACGCUGCUGAGGUGCUGCCCGAGGUCAGCCACAAUGCUACAGAGGCGCUGUCCUUGGCUGCUGAGGUCAGCCACAACACUACGGAGGCGCCGUCCUUGGCUGCCGAGGUGCUGCCUGAGGUCAGCCACAGCGCUCCCGAGGUGCUGCCUGAGGUCAGCCACAGCGCUCCCGAGGUGCUGCCCUUGGCUGCCGAGAUGAUGCCCGAGGUCAGCCACCCCCACAAUGCUGCUGAGGCGCAGCCGGUGGCCAACCAAGAUGCUGCCGCCGAGGCGUCACCAAAGGCCAGCCACUCUGACGACGUCGUCAUGGUGGACGCCGAGGCGCAGCUCAAUGCUCAAGGCGACGCAGACCUCAUGGGCCCCUGCGCCUACCCGGCGUCAAUGGAGAAGAAGAAGGAAGAGGAGGGGGACGGGUCCAAUGCUGCCGUCCCCACUCAGCACCAAAUGGAUGGACUCCCUGCUCCUCUAACAGAGGCUGAAUCUGCUGGCGAGGCGGCAACACAGGACGCAGGAGUCGAGCCCAGCACUGCUGCUGCGCAUGCAAUGCCCGACGCUGAAGAGGGCGCUAGCAUGGAAUUGGAUGCACCUUCGGCUUUGCUUGAGUCCACUGCUGGACUGGACAGUGCGUUGGCUGAUCCUCCUGUGGCCGCCGAGGAUGCCACCAUACCUGCCUCCACUGCCAUGGACGCUGAGGAUGCCGCGACACCAGUUUCCACUGCCAAGACCAUCAAGCCUAAAAGACGCUUCACACGGUCGCUGCUUGGACUGGACAGAGAGACUGCAGCCAGUGAAAUUAUAGGAGACGCCUCGCUUGAUUUGUCUGCAACACCAGGGAGGAGGUUCACAAGGUCACUGCUCAAGCCAAAGGUUGAGGCGCCUCCUGCCAGCAGCCCGGUUGUGCCUGAGGAGCCCGUCGACAGCACACCAGAGACCCCUCCACCGGUGACGAAGAUGGAGAUGAAGAUGUCCAAGAAAGUUGCCUGCCUCUCAAAGCACCCAGGCAACACCAGAGAUUUGCUCAGCACAGGACUGCUCGAGGGAAUGCCGGUUAUGUACAUCAUCCCUAAUAGCAAGAAGCCUGUGCUUAAAGGUGUGAUUGCAGGUUGCAAUAUACGUUGCUUUUGUGUUAAGUGUGAUGGCUCCAAGGCUAUUACCACAUAUUUCUUCGAACUACAUGCUGGAAGCAGCAAAAAACACCCUGCAGAGUACAUCUACUUAGCAAAUGGUAAUAGUUUGCGGGAUGUGCUGCGUGCCUGUGAAAGUUCUCCUUUGGAUUCUCUAGAUAAAACAAUCCAGUCCUGCAUUGAUCCCAUGCUUACAAGGACCCGCACGAAUUGUCUGAACUGCAACGGUGAGCUACCUUCACAAACGGAAGAACAGUUUCUGUGCCAUCAGUGUUGCCCAGAGUCGAACCAACCUCAAGAUCCUACUUCCCCGUUGGCAUGCAGCAAGAGCAGUUCCAGGCUGACUCCAAGUUCCAAGGAAUCUUUGUUGAAGAGGAUGUCGGCAAGCAAAGGCGCAAGUACUGGAAAAGUAACAACAAAGGAUACGGGGCUACACAAACUGGUAUUCAAGGUUUUGCUUGACGGUACUGAAGUAACCUACUAUGUUGAUGGGCAGAAAAUAAUCGAUGGAUACAUCAAGGAUCAAAGAAUCUACUGUAACCAUUGCAACAAAGUGGUCAGCCCCUCAGCGUUCGAAGCUCAUGCGGGUGAGGGAUCAAGACGCAAACCGUAUGACAACAUCUAUACGUCCAAUGGGGUAUCCCUGCAUGAGCUGUCGAUGAGAAUAUCAAAAGACAUGCAAUUGUCGGAACGUGAAACUGAUGAUCUGUGCAGAGAAUGUGGUCUAGGAGGGGAUAUUUUCCCUUGCAAAAUGUGUCCGAGGUCAUUUCACCCAGCUUGCGUUGGGCUGCCUGGAGUUCCCUCGGAGGAGUGGUUUUGUGAUAACUGCACCAUCCUCGUUCAGAAAGAAAAGGCUUUAGCAGCAAAUAAGAAUGCCAAGGCUGCUGGGAGGCAGGCCGGAGUCGAUUCUAUUGAGCAGAUUUUGAAGAGGGCUAUUAGAAUCGUCCCAAUCUGUGAUGACCUUGGAGGAUGCGCCUUAUGCAAGAAAAAGGAUUUUAACAAUUCAGUAUUUGAUGAGCGCACUGUGAUACUCUGUGAUCAAUGCGAGAAAGAAUACCAUGUAGGAUGUUUGAGGAGUGAAUGGCAGGUCGACCUGAAGGAAUUACCAGAAGGGGAGUGGUUCUGUUGUGAUAGUUGCUCUGAGAUACGCUCCUCUUUGGACAAGAUGAUUUCUGAAGGAGCUCAGCCUUUGUCGGAGUCAGACCUUGAUAUCAUAAGGAAGAAGCACGAGUCAAAAGGUUUGAUCAUGGACACCGAUACAGAGAUCAGAUGGCAAUUGGUUGCUGGUAGAAGUGCCACUGCAGAUGGCAACUCAUUGCUUUCUUCUGCUGUCCCAGUUAUUCAUCAAUCUUUUGAUCCAAUCAUUGAAGCCCAUACUGGUAGGGAUCUAAUUCCUGAGAUGGUCCACGGGAGAAGACCCAAGGAAGGAAUGCCAGGCCAAGAUUACAGUGGAAUGUACUGUGCAGUCUUAACUGUAGGUUCAAAUGUUGUGUCGGCAGCACUUUUGCGUGUCAUGGGAGGUGACGUGGCUGAACUGCCACUGGUUGCUACAAGUAUGGAUCUUCAAGGACUGGGCUACUUCCAAGUGUUAUUCUCAUGCAUCGAAAGGCUGCUAGUUUCGCUGAAGGUGAAGCACUUCAUGCUUCCAGCCGCCCAUGAAGCUGAAGCCAUCUGGAUGAAGAAGUUUGGCUUCUCUAAAAUCCCUCAGGAUCAGAUGGAAGCUUAUCUUAACGGGGGACACCUCACCGUAUUCCAUGGAACCUUGAACCUGUACAAGGCCGUUCCAUUGCCUGAAUCUUAGCGGCAUGGAUGUCUUUAAGCCGCCCUUUGCUGCUUAAUGGAGAUAUGCUCAUUAGACAUGUUUGUCAUUCGAGGCUCUGCUGGUAACUGUACAUAAUAAGAUGAUGAAGCAUGGCGAAAAGAUGAUGAUAGUUACUGCAAAUCUGAAAGAGGGGAGCAUAGAAGAAAGAUACCAGAAACAACCAGAAAUGUUUGAUCCUGUGGUGAAGAUAGAUGUGGAGAUGCUGGAACAGGGGAAAUCAGUGGUCCUCUGCCGGCUUUUGUUUUUCGUUUUGUACUUUGAGUAGGGCGUUGAGCUGAGCCGCCAUGCCGAGAAGCAAGUGUUGCUGUCUUUCCAUGUAAAUGCCUGGCCGUCUCAGGAACUGCGGAAUUUUGAGGCGAGAUGUUGUCUGUUGGGUUGCGGUGGUUGAAAUUUUGAUCUGUUCAUUGUUGGGGUGGCGCGUUUGUAAGAAGAGAGUUGGUUUCGUCGGUCUGGUUGUCGAAUUUUGAUGGGAAAUGAGGAGAGAUGUGGGGGUUGGAUAAAUUGGUUGCUUGUUUGUGCCUUACCUGAUGGAUGAUACCUUGAGAGUUUUAUCAACAACACCUUUUGACUCA